Molecule: messenger RNA, 1543 nt
Organism: Macrobrachium nipponense
Lineage: Eukaryota; Metazoa; Arthropoda; Malacostraca; Decapoda; Palaemonidae
Product: gastrula zinc finger protein XlCGF7.1-like
Exons: 2
Coding region: 423-1403 (326 amino acids)
Biological process (GO): regulation of transcription by RNA polymerase II
Cellular component (GO): PcG protein complex; transcription regulator complex; chromatin
Molecular function (GO): RNA polymerase II cis-regulatory region sequence-specific DNA binding; DNA-binding transcription factor activity, RNA polymerase II-specific
Source: RefSeq, a predicted model, not a curated record
AGAUAACCUGUUUUGUUAUGGAUGAUCUCUGAUAAUCUACGAAGGAACGUGUUUUCUUUAGCAUCCAGCUAAUUUUCCUCAACAACGUACUCUAGAUUCUCCCUCGGAAGAACCUUCCUUCCUUUGUCAGUUUUGAUUAGCAUCAGAAUUCUGGGAAAUGCAUGUUGUUUAAUGGUACUACAUGGAACAUUACCAAUAGCAACUCUUAAAGUGUAUGAGACAAGAAAUUUAAACAACAAGUAAAAUUUGUUUUGAAUAUUAGAUUCAUACAUCAGCAAUGAAAUCUGGUUGUAGUCCUUCAAGAUAUUGUAUUUAAUUUAUAACAGAUUUAUUCAGUAAUUAUUUGGAAACAAUUUUGUGUUAAGAGUUGUGAAUUGAAUUAACACUUGUCAUUACAGAACAGGACAGGACAUAAGGCUAAAAUGAAUCCAGAACAUUCUUUAGAAUUUCCUUUGAAAAGUGAAACUGAAGGUGCAUUAUCACUACCUUCCAUAAAUCAAGAAAACAUCAACUUGGCUGCCUGUAGUGGAACCAGUGAUGGAGACUUUUUGUCUCUGGGUCCAUUGAUGGACAUCAAAAUAGAACUAGAGGAAUUCUGUGAGUCUAAUGAAGAUGAUGAAUAUUCAUAUGAAAUGAAUUCAAUAGUGAAUGAAAAACUUCCACAAACUUGCAAAAAAGAAGUAAAACAAGAAAGAAGGAUCUGUGACAAUGGAGAGAAGCCUUUCAUAUCUACUGACUGUGAGAAAGCAUUUUACAAGAAAAUUAAUCUUACAAAUGAUAUCACAAAUCCUGUCAGAGAGAAAUUCAUAUGCAAUUACUGUGGGAAAGCAUUUCCCAGGAAAGAUCUUCUUACAGUUCAUAGGAGAGUCCAUGCAGGAGAGAAGCCGUUCAUGUGCAGGGAAUGUGGGAAAUCAUUUUCCCGGAAACCAGAUCUUACAAGGCAUAUGAGAAUCCAUACAGGAGAGAAGCCAUUCAUGUGCAAAGAAUGUGGGAAAGGAUUUUCACAGAAAUCAAGUCUUAAAAGUCAUAUGAGUAUCCAUACCGGAGAGAAGUCAUUCAUGUGCAAGGAAUGUGGGAAAGCAUUUUCCCAGAAACCAAGUCUUACAAGACAUAUGAGAAUCCACACUGGAGAGAAGCCAUUCAUGUGCAAGGAAUGCGGGAAAACAUUUUCCAAGAAAUCAAAUCUUACAAGUCAUAUGAAAAUCCACACUGGAGAGAAGUCAUUCAUGUGCAAGGAAUGUGGGAAAGCAUUUCCCCAUAAAUCAAAUCUUACAAGUCAUAUGAGAAUCCAUACCGGAGAGAAGCCAUUCAUAUGCAAUGAAUGCAGGAAAGCAUUUUCCCAGAAAUCAAGUCUUACACGUCAUAUGAGGUUGCAUGCUGGAGAGGAAAAAGAAACAGCAUGAUAAAAUAAACCAUUUAAGGGCAGACAUCUCUCUCAAAUGACCAACUAUAUGACAGAUCAAAAUCACUCACAAAAUCUGCUCAAGAAAAUAAGGAAAAUAAAGAAAAAAUACAGAAUAUGGAAUGAACAAAUGAGUGGAAA